This is a messenger RNA of Pochonia chlamydosporia 170, 1572 nucleotides long. Its product is annotated as MFS transporter. The record is from RefSeq and is a predicted model, not a curated record. The transcript has 4 exons. NCBI's taxonomy places the organism in Eukaryota, Fungi, Ascomycota, Sordariomycetes, Hypocreales, Clavicipitaceae. The coding region runs from base 1 to 1572 and encodes 523 amino acids. Gene Ontology annotation, biological process: transmembrane transport. Gene Ontology annotation, molecular function: transmembrane transporter activity.
AUGGCUUACACAGAAGGAGGGUCUACCCGUGAGGUAGAUCCGGAAAAAUCCGCCUCGUCCAUGACCAGCAACAAGAAUGAGCAGAAUGGAUCUGAUGGCCCGGACGAUUUGUCCCAGGAAAUUCUUGCAUUGCAGGACAUGGAUCCGUCCAUGGAUAAGAAGAUGCACUUGGUGAACAAUACACUGGAUGAAAUAGGCUGGACAAACUACCACUGGAAGCUCUUUUUCCUCAGCGGAUUCGGAUACGCCGUGGAUGCCCUCCAACUCAGUCUCCAGGGCAUCAUAUCCGUACAAGCCGUUCUCGAAUUCCAGCCAUCCUACGCUAAGGGCCUAACCAUCGCCUUGUACAUUGGCAUGCUCAUCGGCGCCUUGUUCUGGGGUCUCUUCGCCGACAUUAUCGGCCGCAAGAUUGCUUUCAACGUUUCUCUCUUCAUCUGCUCCAUCUUCACCAUUGUGGCAGGCGCAUCACCAAGCUGGGAAUCACUGGGUUUCUUCAUCGCGAUGGCUGCGUUCGGCGCAGGUGGCAACCUGAUUCUUGACACGACCGUCUUUCUCGAGUAUCUGCCCUCCAACAAGCAGUGGAUUGUAAGUUGGUUAGCUGCAUGGUGGGGAGUUGGAUGCACCAUAGCAGGAUUAGUAGCCUGGGGCUACAUGCCCAACUUUUCCUGUGCAGAUGCAAGCGACUGCACAAAAGCCAACAACAGCGGAUGGCGCUAUCUCAUGUACACUAUGGGUGCCUUCAUCUUCGUCCUCAGCGUCCUCCGCGUGACCGUGAUCCGCCUCCGCGAAACCCCCAAGUUCCUCCUGGGACAGAGCAAAGACGCCGAGGUAGUCCACAUCCUCAAAGAGCUCGCAGAUCGAUACAAACGGCCCUGCUCUCUCACCGUCGAGAAACUCGAGGCCUGCGGCGUCGUCAGCUCCGCCCACUCCCGCAGUCGCUUCUCCAUGGGCGAAUUCCUCAUCCACUUCCGCGCCCUCUUCAUCACCAAAAAGGUUGCCUUCACAACCAUCCUUCUCUGGCUGUCGUGGUCCAUCAUCGGCCUCGCAUACCCGCUGUUCAAUGUCUUUCUGCCGUACUACCUCGCCAGCAGAGGCGUGCAGUUCGGCGUCACGAGCACGUACCUGACGUGGCGAAACUAUGCUCUCGUCCAGGUAUGCGGCAUCUUUGGCCCCAUGGUAGGCGGACACAUGGCGAAUUGGCGAAUCCUAGGACGACGAUACACCAUGAUUAUCGGCGCGUUGGUCACAAUGGCCUUUUUCUUCGCGUAUUCCCAGGUUGCGUCGCAGGAUGCGAGUGUGGCGUAUAGUUGUGUUAUUUCGUUCACGCUCGAGAUUUACUAUGGUGUUUUGUAUGGAUACACGGCUGAGACGCUGCCUUCUGCUCAUCGAGCUACGGGCAAUGGCAUCGCCGUCGCGUUUUGUAGGCUUGCGGGUGCCAUGUCGGCUGUUGUGGCGACGUAUGCUAACCCUACUACUGUUGCGCCGGUGUUUAUCUGUGCUGCUCUGUAUGGAGCAUUGGCUCUUUGUGCGUUUUUGUUGCCGUUUGAGCCGUAUGGGAAGCGAGCUUCUUGA